AUGAAGAAAAAAGGGUGUGAGAUUGAAGCAGUAGGCAUUACCUACAAAAUCUACAGCCAUAACAAUGAAAACCCAUUCAGCAUCUUCAAGAGAAAGGAUGAUCAACUUGGUAAUCAAACAACACCAUCUUCUUCUGGGAUGAGAACAGUGCUUAAUCAGGUGACUUGCAGAGCAAAGCCAUGGGAAAUCCUCGCUAUCGUGGGUCCCAGUGGCGCCGGGAAAUCAUCAUUGCUUGAAAUACUAGCAGGAAAGCUCACCCCACAUUCUGGCUCAAUUCUCAUAAACAGCAAUGCCAUUGAAACGGCCAACUUUAACAAGAUUUCAGGGUAUGUUACUCAAAAGGACAUGCUCUUCCCACUCCUUACUGUGGAGGAAACACUUUUGUUUAGUGCAAAAUUGAGGCUGAAACUCCCACCAUCGGAAUUAACUUCCAGGGUGAAAUCCCUAAUGCAAGAGCUAGGACUAGAUCAUGUGGCAAACACCCGGGUGGGAAAUGAUGGAAUACGUGGAAUCUCCGGUGGGGAACGAAGGAGAGUCUCUAUUGGUGUUGAUGUGAUCCAUGACCCAAAAGUGCUAAUCCUGGAUGAACCCACAUCAGGGUUAGACAGUACCUCAGCAUUGCAGAUCAUUGACAUGUUGAAAAAUAUGGCGGAAACAAGGGGUCGAACCAUCAUUUUGAGUAUCCAUCAACCUGGUUUUCGCAUUGUGAAGCUCUUUAAUUCCAUCCUCUUAUUAGCAAAUGGGACAGUUCUGCACCAUGGCACAGUUGACCAGCUUGGGUCUAAACUCGGACAGAUGGGUCUCGAACUCCUACCUCAUUGCAACGUUGUAGAGUUUGCAAUUGAUUACCUGGAAACAAUCCAACAACAACAACAACAACAACAAGAAAACUCAGCUUUAUCAUUGCAACAAGCAGCUUCUGCUGCCCCACAGCAAAGGAGAAAGACCCUUCAACAGUUAUUUCAGCAAUCUAGGGUUAUGGAUGAAGAGAGUGCAUACAUGGGAGUUGAGGUUGAAACCCAUAGUUUUGCAAACUCCAGGGUUGAAGAAAUAAUGAUCCUAAGUCACAGAUUUUCUAAGCUUGUUCUCAGGACAAAAGAGCUUUUUGCCUGCAGGACGCUGCAGAUGCUGGUUUCAGGGCUUGUAUUGGGUUCCAUAUUCUAUGACCUUAAGCAUGAUUUAGAAGGAGCAUUUGAAAGGGUUGGAUUAUUUGCAUUUAUCUUAACAUUUUUAUUGUCCUGCACCACAGAAGCAUUGCCUAUUUUCCUGCAGGAGAAAGAAAUACUAAUGAAGGAGACCUCCUCCGGGAGUUACCGAGUCUCGUCUUAUGUCAUUGCAAAUGCCGUAGUUUACCUCCCGUUUUUGCUCAUCCUAGCCAUCUUGUUCACAGUUCCAGUGUAUUGGUUAGUGGGGCUAAAGCCGGAGUUCUCAGCUUUCGCACACUUCUUGUUGCUGAUAUGGUUGAUUCUCUACACUGCUAAUUCUGUUGUGGUGUGUUUCAGUGCACUGGUGCCAAAUUUUAUAGUAGGAAACUCGGUCAUUUCUGGAGUGAUGGGGUCAUUUUUUCUGUUCUCUGGCUACUUUAUAUCCAAGAAAGAUAUACCAAGAUAUUGGAUUGGGAUGCAUUAUGUGUCCUUGUUUAAGUACCCUUAUGAAGGGUUCCUGAUCAACGAGUUUUCCGGGUCAAAAGUGUGUUUGGAGAGCAUGUUUGGGAUGUGUGCGAUGACUGGGAAGGAUGUUCUUAAGGAAGAAGGCUUGGGAGAGGAGAAUAGGUGGAGGAAUGUGUUAAUCACUGUGGGCUUCAUUUUGAUGUACAGGUUCAUAUCUUAUGUCGUUCUCAGAUGUAAAUGCUCCAAAAGGACUUUCAAGGAUGCCCUCAUUUGAACAUGGCUUGUUGUAGGCAGUGAAGCUUCAAAAUAGAACAGAGGCCAAAGGCAGGAGAAAAUGUGGCUGUGAGACUCCCAGACUCGCGACCCACAGGAUCACGAAAGCAAACAAAUUUACAGCAACAAGUUGUCACAACCUCUCAUGUGAAGACUCUACUUAUUAAAGGAAUCAGCUUUAAUACAUAGGGUAACUACUGAUGCUGUGGAUUUGUUUGGUUUUUGCAAGUUGAUGUUCAAAAAGCUUACAGUUGCUCGGUUUUCCGGUGGUUUUCUUGGGUCGUAAACUUUGUUGCUUAUUUCGUUUAUCCACAUUUUCCCAGUAGAUUGUGUUCUGUUGAUCAUUUUCCCACUGAGCCAGUUAAGCUACUGGUAUCAGGAACUUAUUUAUCCAAACUACUCCUUGUGAUCAUACUGUAAAAAUAAUUAUACUACAUCACACUGCUCUUAACUUCUUA
Messenger RNA from Spinacia oleracea (spinach), 2341 nucleotides. Its product is annotated as ABC transporter G family member 5. NCBI's taxonomy places the organism in Eukaryota, Viridiplantae, Streptophyta, Magnoliopsida, Caryophyllales, Amaranthaceae. Gene Ontology annotation, biological process: transmembrane transport. Gene Ontology annotation, cellular component: membrane. Gene Ontology annotation, molecular function: ATP binding; ATP hydrolysis activity; ABC-type transporter activity. The coding region runs from base 1 to 1884 and encodes 627 amino acids. The record is from RefSeq and is a predicted model, not a curated record. The transcript has 2 exons.